Molecule: messenger RNA, 1566 nt
Organism: Pipistrellus nathusii (Nathusius's pipistrelle)
Lineage: Eukaryota; Metazoa; Chordata; Mammalia; Chiroptera; Vespertilionidae
Source: the annotation of a GenBank genome assembly
AUGGUACGUAGUGGAAAAAACGGUGAACUUCAUCUUAAACAAAUUGCAUAUUAUAAACGAACUGGUGAAUAUCAUCCAACUACACUGCCGAGUGAGAGAAGUGGAAUAAGAAGAGCGGCAAAAAAAUUUGUCUUCAAAGAUAAAAAGUUGUUUUAUGUUGGAAAAGACAGAAAACAAAAUCGUUUGGUAAUUAUUUCAGAAGAAGAAAAAAAGAAAGUCCUAAGAGAAUGCCAUGAAAACAACACUGGAGCCCAUCAUGGCAUAUCCAGAACUCUCACUCUAGUGGAAUCCAAUUACUACUGGACUUCGGUGACCAAUGAUGUCAAACAGUGGGUAUAUGCUUGUCAUCAUUGUCAAGUGGCAAAAAAUACAGUUAUUCUAGCACCUAAACAGCACCUCAAGGUGGAAAAUCCAUGGAGUAUAGUUACUGUUGAUCUAAUGGGUCCAUUUCAUAUAAGCAACAGACGUCAUGUAUAUACUAUAAUCAUGACAGAUUUGUUCACAAAAUGGGUUGUGAUUUUGCCUCUGUGUGAUGUUUCAGCAUCAGAAGUUUCUAAAGCUAUUAUCAAUAUAUUUUUCUUAUAUGGACCUCCUCAGAAAAUAAUAAUGGACCAAAGAGAUGAAUUCAUUCAUCAGAUCAAUGUUGAACUGUAUGGAAUGUUUGGAAUGAAGCAAAUUGUAAUUUCUCAUGCCUCUCAAGCUGUUAACCAGACUGAAGGUAUACCCAAAACAAUCAAAACAUUUCUUUCUAAACACUGUGCUGACUACCCACACAACUGGGAUGAUCACCUAUCAGCUGUUUCAUUUGCCUUCAAUGUAACUCACUUGGAGCCUACUAAAAAUAUGCCAUACUUUCAAAUGUUUAAUCGAAAUCCUUAUAUGCCUGAGACUUCAGAUGUUCUCCAUGAAGUGGAUGCUGAUGAUACAAGUAUGUUUGCCAAAAUUCUAAGUGCAAUUAAAGAAGCUGAUAAAAUAAUGGAGAACAAGACAACUUCAGUGAGCCAGAUGGAGAAUAACACUGUUGAUGAAACACAUAAAGACAAAAUCAUUGUUAAAAAGAAACCAAAGCAAUUAAAUCCAUUUCAUCUAAAAGUGGGUCAUGAAGUUUUAAGGCAAAGGAAAAACUGGUGGAAGGAUGGUCGUUUCCAGUCGGAAUGGGUUGGUCCUUGUGUCAUAGACUAUAUUACAGAAAGUGGAUGUGCUGUUCUGAGAGACAACACUGGGACUAGGCUUAAGAGACCUAUCAAAAUGUCUCACCUUAAGCCCUAUGUAAGAGAAUCCAGUGAACAAGACAGUCUUUAUCUCUUACAAAGUUCAGUAGUGGCAGAUCAUGACUACAUUGGACUGCCUGAAAUUACAGUUGGAGCAUACCAAGCCAGUAUACUGGUAGAAGACGCAACUAUUGGUGUAGCCGAUAAUGAACUGUUGACAUCAAGCAAGGAUGGUGAACUAUUAGAAUAUAGAAAUACUAAAAUCUCUCCGUUAAUAGAAGAUAAUAGUAAUCUUGAAAAGCAGACAUUCAGUUUGUUGGACUCCUCAAACCAAGUCCUUGAUUACUUAAGUUAG